CUGUGCCUCUCUCUGUUUGCCUCUGGGCUGGUGCACCGUGUGUGUGUCACCACAUGUCUGAUAUUCUCUCUGUUCGCCCUCUACUACAUCAACAAAGUGUCUGCUGCUCUGUACCAGGCAGCCGUUCCCACGGUAAUGCCAGCCAAGGCUSCCAGCAAGGGCAAGAAAAAGAACUAAGUCACCAAUUAGAUCAAACUUUCAUACCGUCAUCCAAUCAGCAUCCACUACAACGGCUAACCAGUCAAGGGAGAAAUGGUGCAGGUUAUCCAAUGACCGCUUACCCCAGUUUCCUUUUUGUAGGUCGUGCCAACCAGCGUUCUUACAUAUUUUCCUUGACUUCUUAACUCUAUGAUCACUGAUCUCCAAGGACUGGACAUCUCUCAGCAGUAUAGAUAGCCCGAGACCUACCCAGCCCAUCCAUACACUGUUCUCAGCACUAUAGAUAGCCUGAGACCUACCCAGCCCAUCCAUAAACUGUUCUCAGCACUAUAGAUAGCCCGAGACCUACCCAGCCCAU
This is a messenger RNA of Salvelinus sp. IW2-2015, 517 nucleotides long. Lineage: Eukaryota; Metazoa; Chordata; Actinopteri; Salmoniformes; Salmonidae. The record is from RefSeq and is a predicted model, not a curated record.